CACACACACACACAGGUGUGGUGGUGUUUUCUCACUUUGAAGGAGAGUCACCGUGGAAGUGGAAGAAGUUGGACUAAGUGUGGAGAAGUUCCUCAGAGUUUGGAGAAGAUGAUGCUCUGAGAACAAGAUUCACUGUGUUGUCUUUUAAAACUUAAAUGGAGUAAUUAAAGUCUCAUCGACGUGGAAACUCAAACUGUGCAAAGAUGGAUCUAAGCAUUUCCUCGCGACGAGGACUUUUAUUUAUAAUGUCCACACUUUUGUGCCUCAUGUGUGGAUCCAGAGGGGAGAUUCCUGCCAAACCCAGCGGCAGUGUCACGAUCCUGCCCCCGGUUAAACCUGACGUGGACCCGCAGGCUUAUCCGGACACAGAAAAGUCUAAUUUACCCGUUUUUACGAUGGAUUAUCCCAGGAUUCAGAUCCCGUUUGAGAUCACCCUGUGGGUGCUGCUGGCUUCUUUCGCAAAGAUUGGUUUCCACGUGUACCACAAGAUCACCGUCUGGGUGCCAGAGUCGUGUCUUCUGGUCAGUAUCGGUCUGAUCGUGGGCGCCAUCAUGCACUCCGUCAAGGAGGAGCCUCCCGCUGUGCUCUCCAGCAACGUCUUCUUCCUCUACAUGUUGCCCCCCAUCGUCCUGGAUUCGGGCUACUUCAUGCCCACCAGGCCUUUCUUCGAGAACGUCGGCACGGUGCUGUGGUUUGCAGUGGUGGGGACUCUGUGGAACAGCAUCGGUAUCGGCAUGUCCCUGUUUGCCAUCUGCCAGAUCGAGGCGUUUGGCCUCCAGGACAUCAACCUGCAGGAGAACCUGCUGUUUGCCACCAUCAUCUCUGCCGUGGACCCCGUGGCUGUGCUCAGCGUGUUCGAGGACGUGUCCGUGAACGAGCAGCUCUACAUCGUGGUGUUUGGGGAAUGUCUCUUCAACGACGCCGUCACUGUGGUGUUGUACAACAUGUUCAGCUUUGUGGCGAACAUGCCGGAGGUGGCGCCGGUGGACGUGUUCCUGGGCGUGGGGAGGUUCUUCGUGGUCGGGCUCGGCGGCCUGGGCUUCGGCGUCCUGUUCGGCUUCGUCGCCGCCUUCACCACGAGAUUCACGUCCAGGGUGCGGGAAAUCGAGCCGCUCUUCAUCUUCAUGUACAGCUACCUGGCCUACCUGGUCGCCGAGCUCUUCGCCAUCUCGUCCAUCAUGGCCAUCAUCACCUGCGCGCUCACCAUGAAGUACUACGUGGAGGAGAACGUGUCGCAGCGCUCCUGCACCACCAUCCGCCACGUGGUCAAGAUGCUUGGCUCCAUCUCCGAGACCCUCAUCUUCUUCUUCCUCGGCGUCGUCACCAUAACGACGGAUCACGAGUGGAACGUGGCCUACAUCCUGUUCACGCUGCUGUUUGCCUUCAUAUGGAGAGGCCUGGGCGUCUUGGUGCUGACUCAGAUCAUUAACCCCUUCCGCACCAUCCCGUUCAACAUGAAAGAUCAGUUUGGUCUGGCCUACGGUGGCCUGCGGGGCGCAAUUUCCUUCGCCUUGGCUUUCACUCUCCCCGACAGCAUCAGUCGCAAGCCGCUCUUUGUCACGGCCACCAUCGUCAUCAUCCUCUUCACAGUGUUUAUCCAGGGCAUCAGUAUUCGUCCUCUGAUCGAGUUCAUCAACGUCCGAAGAACCAACCGUAACCUGGACACCAUCAACGUGGAGGUCCACUGCAGGCUCAUGGAGCACACGAUGGCAGGUAUAGAGGACCUGUGUGGACAGUGGAGUCACUUCUACUGGAAGGACAAGUUCAUGAAGUUCAACACUCGGAUCCUGCGUCGCAUCCUGAUCAGAGACAGCCGCUCCGAGUCCAGCAUCGUGGCGCUGUACAAGAAGCUGGAGCUGCAGAGCGCCAUGGAGAUCCUGGACACGGUGUCGGGAGACAUCAGCGCCGCGCCGUCCAUCGUCUCCCUCUACGAGGAAAAGAAAAGUGCUGCUAAACCCAAGAAGAAGUUCAUGGCAGGAGACCUGAGGAACAUGCACGACAUCCUGUCCAAGAACAUGUACAGGAUCAGGCAACGGACUGUGGCGUUCACAGGGAAACACUCCCUGCCCAGCGACGGCCAUGCCAGGGAGAUUCUGAUCCGACGCCACGCCAGCAUCCGCCGCAGCCUCCGACCGGGCAGCUUUCAGACGACGGGAGGGUCCAAAUCUCAAAAAUACUUCUCACUUCCUGCUGGGAAAAGCCUGGACUCCAAUUUUUUCCCUCCUAAAAGACUGAGCUCGUCAGAUGAUCAUGAAACCAUGUCGGAGGUGGCGUACGCGCCCAGACGCUCUCGGUUUAGCUCCUCCUCCUCCUCCAGAGCCAUGAUGCCAAUGCGGAGGCUGGACACCCUCAAAGAGGCUCCGUCUGUCGACGCGCUGAACGAAAGCCACGACGAGAGCAGUUCGGCGCCGCGCGGCGUCUCCAGAACAAACUCGUCCUACAGUGACUCCCACGUGUCCGCUCCUCGCCGCCACCUCAGCCCCUCGGCUGACAGAGACAACGAUAGAAAUGUACGUCAGGAAGCAGCAGCAGGAGAAGAAGAGGAGCAGCCGCAGCAGCAGCAGCAGCAGCCUUUACAUCCUCGUCCAGCCUGGGCGGCUGAACCCAGAGACAACCCCACACGAAACCCGCUGCUCAGGCGACCUCAGUGGAACCCGAAGAAGUGAAACCAGCUCGUGGGCUUUCAGUGGCAGCAGGACUGUCACUGUCACAGCUUCUCAAUGAGCUCCAGUGGACACACAGGCCUUAAGACCUUAGACCAGUGGAGAGUCGACCACAAUGGACAGAGGUCAGAGGUCAGAGGCGCAUCAGGAGCACAGCGACGGUGUAUGAACUGCGUCUGAAGAGUCAACACUGAGUCACUGAGACAAAAACAAA
This is a messenger RNA of Solea solea (common sole), 2877 nucleotides long. RefSeq names its product solute carrier family 9 member 2 (gene slc9a2). Gene Ontology annotation, biological process: sodium ion transport; proton transmembrane transport; regulation of pH. The record is from RefSeq and is a predicted model, not a curated record. The coding region runs from base 204 to 2666 and encodes 820 amino acids. Gene Ontology annotation, cellular component: membrane. Lineage: Eukaryota; Metazoa; Chordata; Actinopteri; Pleuronectiformes; Soleidae. Gene Ontology annotation, molecular function: sodium:proton antiporter activity. The transcript is spliced from 13 exons.